This is a messenger RNA of Lynx canadensis (Canada lynx), 937 nucleotides long. RefSeq names its product zinc finger HIT-type containing 1 (gene ZNHIT1). NCBI's taxonomy places the organism in Eukaryota, Metazoa, Chordata, Mammalia, Carnivora, Felidae. Gene Ontology annotation, biological process: chromatin remodeling. The record is from RefSeq and is a predicted model, not a curated record. The coding region runs from base 137 to 703 and encodes 188 amino acids. Gene Ontology annotation, molecular function: nucleosome binding. The transcript has 5 exons. Gene Ontology annotation, cellular component: Swr1 complex.
GUUGGCCCCUUACCGCCUCCCAAAUCCGAACCUGGCCUAGGAUGUUUUCAACCAGUUAUUAGUCUCAAAUCCCUUCCCCGGCUCUCGGGCCCUGGCGUCUGGGUCGCUCCUCAGACCAUCCAUUCAUGUUUAAUUGAUGCCUGCCUGCUUCACGUCGGGCGCCUGGGUUGGAGAGAGGAAAAAGAUCCCUAUCAUCCCCAAACUGGCUUUCUGGGAGGGGAACAGACACGCAGGCCUGCCACUGCACUUCAGAGUGAUAGUUCGCUCCCAGGACCCUGGACAGCGGCGGGUGCUCGACCGGGCUGCCAGACAGCGCCGCAUCAACAGGCAGCUCGAGGCCUUGGAGAAUGACAACUUCCAGGACGACCCCCAUGCAGGACUCCCCCAGCUCGGCAAAAGGCUGCCUCAGUUUGAUGAUGAUGCAGACACUGGAAAGAAAAAGAAGAAAACUCGAGGCGAUCAUUUUAAACUUCGCUUCCGAAAGAACUUUCAGGCCUUGCUAGAGGAGCAGAACCUGAGCGUGGCCGAGGGCCCCAACUAUCUGACAGCCUGUGCGGGUCCCCCCUCCCGGCCUCAGCGGCCCUUCUGUGCCGUCUGCGGCUUCCCCUCCCCGUACACCUGCGUCAGCUGUGGCGCCCGGUACUGCACGGUGCGCUGUCUGGGCACCCACCAGGAGACCAGGUGCCUGAAGUGGACUGUGUGAGCCUGGGCGUCCCCAGAGGGGAAGGCCCUCUGCACCCCACCUCAGCCUCGGAGAAGGCUUGGCCAAGGAGAGAGCUGCUCUUCUGGACCGAGAGAGGAGCCGUUCACUCGCCCAGCAAAGCUGUGUCCUACCUGCCAGGGAAGACAGGCCUAGUCCCGGGGGCUGUUUGGGGGGAAGUGGGCUGGGCCCUCAGCGUGCCGUUGUAAUAAAAGGUGUCAUCCGAGGAGGAACCUG